This is a messenger RNA of Trichoderma reesei QM6a, 456 nucleotides long. RefSeq lists its product as uncharacterized. The transcript has a single exon. The record is from RefSeq and is a predicted model, not a curated record. The coding region runs from base 1 to 456 and encodes 151 amino acids. NCBI's taxonomy places the organism in Eukaryota, Fungi, Ascomycota, Sordariomycetes, Hypocreales, Hypocreaceae.
AUGCAUCACCGCCGCCUGCCCUCUCACCACCACAGCCAAAGCGCCCUUCGGCGCCGUCUCGCCAAGAACCCCGAGCUCGCUCAUAAACUACAUCAGAUGGCUCUGCCCCUCUCUCCUCUCGUCCAGCUCACAACUGGCGCCGUUCAUCCUCACUUCCCGCGCACCGUGCUGCAGUUUUGGCUUCUCACAGAUGCUCAACUCGAGUCUCUCGCCCACUUCUACCACCAGCGCACCCCCUCCCCCUGGUCUCGACAAUACCCUUGCCCGGUCAACUGGCGAUCUGACGCACCGCUGGAAGAGAAGCGUCGCAAGAUGGGCAGAUUCAUUGGUCUGAGAGGCUGUGAUAGCCCGGCUCUUAUGCUCAAGACAGAGGAGCAAAUUGCUAGAGAUGCCAGCAGAAACGCGGCCGAUGAGGAUGCCUUGAGGCGGAAGAUGAACCCCUUCUCUCAGCCAUGA